AGACCUGUCGAUUGUCGCGAUAACGCACCCUAUUCGAACUUUGUGAAAAUUUAACUUAAAUUUCGAAUUACUAAUCGAAAUUUGUAUUUUUUCGCGGGAAAAGAAUACGUUUUAGCGACUGAACGUUGUUUUAAACUGUUUUUAUUAUUAUUAUUAUUCAAUUAGCUGCAGUACCUGGGUAAAUUCAACAAACGGAGAUAGCAUGUCGUCUAAUAAAGAAGGAGCAUGAUAUAAUGUAUGAAAAUCUACGAGAAUAAAAUUGAAAUACAAUUUAACCACAAAUAAGCUAUGAUAUGCUUUAAACGGAUACCAAAUAAAAACAUAAAAACUACAAUUCAAUUUAAAUAUGAUAAGAGUAAACCAGCCACGUUCACAGUACCGAGUUAAGAAGACUUCAAAACUAUGCCGACCGAAACAUGGACGUCUAACGACACAACAGCAUACAAUGGAACAUCAAUCACUGUUAACCAUUCUAAUGAUAAUGUAAACGCAUCUUUCAGCGACCUUAUCGAGUAUAAAGGAGUUCAGGCAGCCUUCUGUGUUGCGUACACUAUAAUCUUCGCAGUAGGAAUAUUCGGGAAUGCGCUAGUAUGCUAUGCCGUCAUAAGAAAUCGGGCAAUGCAAACAGUCACUAAUCUCUUUAUCACGAACUUAGCGUUAUCGGACAUUUUGCUCUGUGUGUUUGCUGUACCGUUUACUCCUCUUUACACGUUCCUGGCGAGAUGGGUGUUCGGCAGUUUGUUAUGCCACAUCAUGCCUUACGCGCAAGGUUGCAGCGUUUAUAUUUCCACGUUAACUUUAACAUCAAUAGCCAUAGAUAGGUUUUUUGUUAUCAUUUACCCAUUUAAACCUAGAAUGAAGAUUAAAACUUGUUUAGGAUUAAUUAUUUUCAUUUGGUUCUUCGCAUUAUUAGUUACUUUUCCAUAUGGCUACUACAUGUCUCUCACAGACAUUUACUGUGAAGAGAAGUGGCCUUCAGAUCAUAUACGAAAAGCGUUUGGGGCUAUUACCACUAUUAUGCAAUUCGUGAUACCUUUCAUAGUAAUGGCAUUCUGUUACACGUGUGUUAGCAUUAAGUUGAACGACCGAUUGAAAUCUCGACCAGGAAGUAAAAAUAGUAAAAAAGAAGAUGCGGAAAGAGAACGAAAGAGAAGAACUAACAGAAUGUUGAUAGCAAUGGUAGCAAUAUUCGGUCUUUCCUGGUUACCAUUGAAUCUCAUCAACAUGAGUACUGACUUUUACUCUUUGACUGAGAUCUGGAAGUAUUACAUGCUAGUAUUUUUCUUGGCACAUUUUAUUGCCAUGUCUUCCACGUGUUACAAUCCAUUCCUCUAUGCUUGGCUCAACGAAAACUUCAGAAAAGAAUUCAAGCAAAUACUUCCAUGUUUGGGUGCUUUCGUUACAAAGAAAUCUAAGAGAAAAUUUAAUCAAUCCGAUCGUACCGGAAUGUACAGAUCAGAAAAAACUUGCAACGGCAAUGACACGGUACAGGAGUCCCUCUUAACAUCAACUAUAAAUAAGAUACCUUCAGUUAGAUAUAAAAUAGAAUUCAAUGAUAAACUGAAAGGAUACGACGAAGAAGCCGUAGAUAAUAUUAGUCCAGAUGAAAAACCUGAAAGCAACCCGAGUCCCAACGAAGACUGUUUAAAUAUGUACAUGUUUGCAGAUAAAUCUGUGAUUUCUUCAGACAAGGAACCUAUAGUAUCAGCGCUAUAGAACAUAGGUACACAACUCGAAUCUUCCAAAGCUUCAAAACAUGAAAACUUUAAAAGCACUUCGAUUUA
Messenger RNA from Bombyx mori (domestic silkworm), 1784 nucleotides. RefSeq names its product neuropeptide receptor A10 (gene NGR-A10). Gene Ontology annotation, molecular function: neuropeptide binding; neuropeptide Y receptor activity. The record is from RefSeq and is marked provisional. Gene Ontology annotation, cellular component: plasma membrane; neuron projection. Gene Ontology annotation, biological process: G protein-coupled receptor signaling pathway. Lineage: Eukaryota; Metazoa; Arthropoda; Insecta; Lepidoptera; Bombycidae.